Molecule: messenger RNA, 1890 nt
Organism: Fusarium coffeatum
Lineage: Eukaryota; Fungi; Ascomycota; Sordariomycetes; Hypocreales; Nectriaceae
Exons: 1
Coding region: 1-1890 (629 amino acids)
Source: RefSeq, a predicted model, not a curated record
AUGGCUUCGUCGAGAGCCCGUUUGCCUCGCGCAGGCAAACUAGGCGCUUUACUGCAAUCUCCGAAACCUUCAAUAUGUCCAUUUUGCUCCAUCACAUCAUCUGCCCGCCCACGAAUACGGACCCGUCGCGAUGCCCUCGCAAAACGCUUCGCUUCCACCUCUACGAACGCACGUGCCGAGCUUGAACAGCACCUCCUCGAUAUUCAGAAACUCGCACCUUCGCUGGUGAAUCUUUCAAGAUUACAAUUGGCUCUUCAAGGUCUGCGACAAAUACCAGGUCAAGAAGCUGUCAGGGUUGCAAUUUUGGGACUGGCUCCGGGUUCCGAUGCGGGACAGAGAGCAAAGGAUGUGUUGAGGGUGCUCAUGACGGAUCCGUUGCAGGAUGAGCAGGACUGGGAGCGCCAAUUGAAGGAUCAUGACCCGAAGAACCCUCUUAUUGUCCGAAUCCGAUCUACCGAAGAGCAGCAGAGUACUUUGACUGUCGCCAAAUCGAGUUUUCUCAGCGAGGUGAAUGUUUCGUCUGCCGAAUGGAACAGUCUUAACCUGGAGCUGCUGUUUAUGGAGACACAUCUGCCCGAAUUUGCCAGAGAUGAGAAAACGAGAGCUAUCGAGGUGGAGGAGUCUGUUCUUGUUCCGAAGGUCGCUAUUCCUUCAGCCGAGCAUCGAGUAACGCCAGUGACUACUCCAGUGCACCGGGCAAUUCUGGUUGGUGAUGGUUUCAACGGAGCUGUCAGCGUCACAUCAGUACCAGCCGAAGGAGAGGACUCGGUACUCAAAGUGGUGGAUUUAAAGGGCGUUGAUCCCAAGCAGCUCGAUGCACCAUUCGAGACCGUUAACGUAUCCGCCGCGGACAAGGGCCUAUCCCUUUUCCGUAAGAGCUCAAGCAACGCCAUCCAGUAUGAGCGACUUUGGUUCGACAGCAACAUCCCCGCAUUAACGACAUGGCUCAAGUCAGGCGUCAGCUCUGCAGACGAGACUACAAAGCCUGCAGUACGAGGAUUGAUCUCUUCGCUACUAAACAACGUCUUGGCAAGAUGCGAGCUUGAAAACCGCCGCGAAAUCAAGCACAUCUAUCAAGAGGAGGCCCCCGUUGGUGAAGAGCCUGCUUUCUCUCCUAGUCUGAACCGAGCAGUGGGUGAAUGGUCACAAAAUGCACAUGCCGAGCUACAAGAUGAGCUUGAUUUGGCGUUUACGGGCCGAAGAUGGCGGAAGCUGGGAUGGUGGCAACUGUUCUUGAGAGUGGAUGAUGUCGCUAUGCUCACGAAUGAGAUGCUGAACCAGAGAUUUCUACCUACAGCAGAGCGAGAGCUCGUCUACCUCGCUGGUCAGAUUGCUCAAGCUGCAAAUGCUGAUCAGAAAUAUCCUCAACCAUACUCUGCCGGCCGCCCAAACCAUGACCUAAAGCAGCUUACUUCAGGGGAGUUGGAACCCUUCGUGUCAGCCGACACUCGUCCAGGACUACCAAAGUGGCCUGGUCAUAUCGCCUUUACGCGACGAUACCUACAGAAUGAGACUGUUCCAGCGCUGCAGGCCUUGGCUCAAAGGCUUGUCGUCCAGUCUCUCGGUACUUCCGGCCUUACCACCUCCCUUGGAGUCCUCGUCUACCUCUCCGACUUCUCCAUCUUCGAGGCCGGCGCUGUAGCAGCACUAGGAGUAGCAUGGAGUGCCAGUCGCCUACAGAAGAAGUGGGAUGCCGCGCGCUCAUUCUGGGAGGGCGAAGUCCGCGAGGAGGGACGUAAAGCUCUUCGAGGUGUCGAAGAGAGUGUUGCAGUUGUCACCAACAGCGAGAAACCACAAGAACGUGUGGUUGUAGACCAAAAGGGGGAUGAGCUUAUCGAGAUCCGAGAACUCGUGGCCAAGGCUCAAGAAGCUCUUGGACGCAUGAAGUAA